Triticum aestivum (bread wheat) is the source of this 759-nucleotide messenger RNA. RefSeq lists its product as uncharacterized. NCBI's taxonomy places the organism in Eukaryota, Viridiplantae, Streptophyta, Magnoliopsida, Poales, Poaceae. The transcript has a single exon. The record is from RefSeq and is a predicted model, not a curated record. Bases 194 to 490 code for a protein of 98 amino acids.
GCAUGACUGCAUCCAUUCCGUCCAUCAUUGCCGAUUACGCAUUUACGCAAGUUGCCAACCAACGCCAAAGCUCACCACUGUCGUCUCCUCUCACUCACCGGCCGCUCCCAUAUAUCCGCUCACCCCGCCGCUCCAACCAAUUUCUUCUACGCCGAGAGUUGAGAGAGAGACAGACAGGGAGGGAGCCGCUGGCAUGAACUGCGUCAAGAUUCUCGUACUGCUCUCCCUGAUCCCUCUCGCUCUGAGGGGAGCGUCGCUUCUCGUCGUCCCGUCACCCUCCGCCGACCCCGCGUCGCGCGCCGGCGUCUUGGCUCCGGUACAGGCGGAGCAGUGGAGGCAGCAGCGGAGGAGGACGGCGGGUCAGGCUCAGGGCGGCCGCGCCACCAUCGCGCCCUUCGCCCCGCGGCGGUUCGGCGGCGCCGCCGGCGGCUUCUUCCGGGACGACAAGAGGUUCGCGCCCACGGGGUCGAACCCGCUGCACAACCUGUGAUCGGCGGCCGGUGGGGUUGACUGCUUCGACCUCCCUGUCUGUGCAAAGUCUACCCAACUGGUGCACUGUAAUUUUCCUCUUGUACAUACGGUCUAUCAGUUAUUGAUUCUGCAUUGAUACAAAUGGGUUAUCCCUGUGUGUUCAAUUUGGUCAUACGUAUAUCCGCCGUUGGUAACUUAGCCUGAAAAAAGGUUGUCAAGAACCUACUGCUGUUGUUUUUUUUAAGUUCGAUUGGCUUCAGAAAUCAGAACAGAGAUUGACAAAAUUGG